This is a messenger RNA of Candidula unifasciata, 618 nucleotides long. The record is from the annotation of a GenBank genome assembly. NCBI's taxonomy places the organism in Eukaryota, Metazoa, Mollusca, Gastropoda, Stylommatophora, Geomitridae.
AUGAUCAUGCAUUUGUUGAUGAAGGUUGGUAAAGCCCUGGAGCCUUCUGUGUUCUGGAUCGACGACUGCGAGACGAUGUUUCUCAAAAAGAAAGACAAAAAGGACAAAUCCAAGCCUCAGAAAUGGGUCAAGCUGUUCAAAAAAACCUUCAAGAAAAUUAAAAACGGAGACCGGAUGAUGUUGAUUGGGACCACAAAGCGGCCAUAUUUGUGUAAAGGUACCUUAUCGAAAUUCUUUGAGAGAUCAGUGGUGGUACCUUACCCGGAUUAUGCCAGUAGCCAAAAAUCUACCGAUCUAUCGCAGGUGACAACCGGCUUCACCGUGGAAGCGAUCAAAGCUGCCUGCACGGAGGUGCUCACCAAGGAAAGAGUCUCCUCUAUCAACAGGUUCAGGCCUUUGACCGCAUCCGAGUUCGUGGAGCAGAUCGCUAAAUACGACCCCAUCUACAGGGCUGAGCAUGAAGCGUUCCUGUCCUGGUUUGAAAAAACGCCGAUGAUGAAGAAACGACUUGAGCGCCUGGGGAUCAGUCGCACUAAGACUACAAAAGAUGACAAGAAAGGAGGAAAAGGAAAGAAAGGAAAAAAGGGGAAAGGAGGAGGGAAAAAGAAAAAGAAGUAA